UUUUUAUUCAGUGUAAUCUCGAAAUUUGGAAAUUUCAGAUUACUGAAAUUGAAUUAACUAAUCUUACCAAAUAUUAUUGUAGAUUAAACUGUAGAUAUUGUGAACUCCAUUAGCCUAUCAAUUUAUCUAUAGCCAAUAAGUCCCGUUAAACGAUUUCUACGAAAUGUAUUGCGUACGAUGACUUCUACCGUAACUUGCGUUGUAAAUACACGUACAUAGGGAUGGCGUCAUCCAGUCGAGGAAUUCAAAUUGGUUCUGCGUGGUUUCAACGCAAAAUAAAUCUCAGACCACAACACAGGGGUGUACAUUUAGUGACCGAAGAAAUUCUAAAACAGAUACCUGAAAUAUCUCAAUUCUCAGUUGGAUUGUGUCAUAUACAAAUUUUACACACAUCAGCUAGUCUUGCCAUAAAUGAAAGUUGGGAUCCAAAUGUCCGAGAUGAUAUGGAGAUGAUGUUAAAUAAAAUAGUACCAGAAGGUUUACCUUAUCGACAUUCAUGUGAAGGACCAGAUGAUAUGCCAGCACAUGUGAAAGCAUGUUUUCUCGGUUCAUCUAUAACUGUGCCCAUUACUGAGGGGAAAUUGAAUCUUGGCACAUGGCAAGGUAUUUGGCUGUGUGAACAUCGAAAUCAGGCUGGUAGUCGAAAACUUGUGAUUACAUUAAAUGGAUCACCGAACUCAUCAGCAAGUGAUUGUAAUCGAUCACCAAUGUCUCCGUCCUCGCCAAUGGCUUCAUUAAGCAGUUAGGCACAUUAUAUAAACAAAUAUAUUCACAGAUGAAUGUUAUUUAUAAACAUCAUAACCAACAUUAAAUGUAGAGACAAUUGUUAGCUACUGCCUCUAGUCAAUGUAAUAUAUAUAUAUAUAUAUAU
Sipha flava (yellow sugarcane aphid) is the source of this 871-nucleotide messenger RNA. RefSeq names its product UPF0047 protein YjbQ. The transcript is spliced from 6 exons. Lineage: Eukaryota; Metazoa; Arthropoda; Insecta; Hemiptera; Aphididae. The record is from RefSeq and is a predicted model, not a curated record. Bases 222 to 746 code for a protein of 174 amino acids.